AUGAUCGGCAACGCACUUUCGCAGGGACGAAAGCUCUGGAUCUUCGGCGGAACGCGCCGUGAACGACAUGAAGCCGUUCGUCGCGCAGCUGCGGAGCUUGGCGUCCGCCUAUGCUGGCUUUCCGCACCGCAGUGCGUCGAGAAGGGGUUGCAAACCUGUUUACGCCGCAUAGCAGCGGAGCUUGCGCAGCAGCCCGGAGCGCUCGUUAUCAUGGACUGGGAACGCAUUGCUGCAUGGUAUCGUCUCUAUGGGGAGCGCUUCCAUAUCGACAGCUUCCCUGACGAGUUCGGGACAUCGUCACCCGGUACAGCAACCGAAGAGGUCCUGAUUAUGCGGCUCGGUGCUUUCGUAGGUGUUGUCUCGAGCGCGGUAAUCGUUACCUGUGCGACGCUUGUUCCGAUAGCGCUGCGCUGGUUCGAACCUGCUGCCUUGCUUCCGCUGAACGUCUACGGAGCAUCCUGGUCCGAUCAGGGAAACCAGGACACGGUAAACUCGCAUGCGUUGCAGAACGCUGCUGGUGGCGAAUUACGAUACUCGGGACUGUGGCUUCGCAUGUACAGGGAUAACAACGGUGCUCUGGCGCGUAUUCGCAGAAUGUUGCUUCCAACAACGACAGAGUUGGCAACUUGGCGUCGAUUCGGAGUUGCUAUGCCUCGUUGUGUUUUGGUGCAUGGUCCCCCAGCGAGCGGCAAGACUGCACUUGUCUACGCGUUUGCCGACCUCGCAGCGGAGCGUGGUAUUCCCUGUCAUCUCAUUACCAGAAGCAAUCUCUAUUCUGGUUAUUUAGGGGAGACCGAACGGGAGCUUCGUCAGUUAUUUCGGCCGGUUUCUGCGGAGGUCGGAGCGAGACGCCCAAUCCUCUGCUUCGACGAUAUUGAUUUGUUCUUCUCUUGCGGACGGAGCCAGGGCGCCCAGCAAACAACCGAUGACGCUCUCGCGACUACCGAUCGUUUCACCAGUCGUCUGCUGGGCACGUUGCUUUCCGAAAUAGAUGGCGCGUUGGAAUCAAAUACGAAAGACAACUUGAGCGCGAAGCUUCUGCUAACUGCAACGGAGCUGGAUGCGCUCGAUGCGGCGCUCCUGCGUCCUGGUCGUUGUGAUGCGUGCAUCGCAUUAGCGUCAACUGGUGCUCCAGAGCCGAGAAGCAUCCGACCAAGCCGCCUUGAAACACGAACUUGCCAAGCUAGCGGUACUGCGGAGCGCGCACCAGGUGCCGACACAUCGCCGAGAACGACGCUGUGGCGUGUUCGCGCACAGCGACUUGCGAGCUGGGAACGGUUGCUGGGGUCCACUGGCCAAGCACAUGAUGUGCCAGACGAGAAGGUCGGCGCGGAAAAUGUGCUGUAA
This is a messenger RNA of Cyanidioschyzon merolae strain 10D, 1347 nucleotides long. RefSeq lists its product as hypothetical. The transcript has a single exon. Gene Ontology annotation, molecular function: ATP hydrolysis activity; ATP binding. Bases 1 to 1347 code for a protein of 448 amino acids. The record is from RefSeq and is a predicted model, not a curated record. NCBI's taxonomy places the organism in Eukaryota, Rhodophyta, Bangiophyceae, Cyanidiales, Cyanidiaceae.